Exophiala aquamarina CBS 119918 is the source of this 372-nucleotide messenger RNA. RefSeq names its product vacuolar transporter chaperone 1. Gene Ontology annotation, cellular component: fungal-type vacuole membrane; vacuolar transporter chaperone complex. The transcript has 2 exons. Bases 1 to 372 code for a protein of 123 amino acids. The record is from RefSeq and is a predicted model, not a curated record. NCBI's taxonomy places the organism in Eukaryota, Fungi, Ascomycota, Eurotiomycetes, Chaetothyriales, Herpotrichiellaceae.
AUGUCUGAACAGCCACUGCUCCAGAGCGCUCCCGGUAAGCGUAUCGCUCUUCCCACCCGUGUCGAACCUAAGGUCUUUUUCGCAAAUGAACGUACUUUCCUGUCCUGGCUCAACUUCACAGUCAUCCUCGGUGGAUUGGCAGUGGGGCUGCUCAACUUUGGCGACUCGGUUGGUCGCAUUUCCGCAGGCGCUUUCACGCUUGUAGCUAUGGGGGCUAUGCUGUACGCAUUAUUCACCUUCCAUUGGCGUGCCAAGAGCAUCCGGCAACGAGGGCAGGGAGGCUUUGACGAUAGGAUAGGCCCCACCGUUCUCGCCAUGGCGCUGUUGUGCGCUGUUGUGAUCAAUUUCGUACUUAGAGUCGUCGAAAAAUAA